AGUACUGAGCAUAGCGGUAUAUUCAUGCAUGAUGCACUUUAUUCAAGUAAUCGUUCUUAUUACGGCGGGACAUGCAAACAUCUAUAAUAUUAAGUGCAAUAUAAUUACAAAAUGUUUCUCAAACGUUGUCAGUGAUGUGAAUGUUCGUGCAAUGGUUUCUUAAAGUUCUCUUUUGAAACACGCAGUUUCUCGGACUUAUAAUUAACAUAUAUCAACAAUGACUGGAUCCACUUUACCCGAAAGGGUAGCCCAAAUAUAUUACACCUAUGGGCUCUUCUGCUCAUCAUAUCCAAUAACAGCGAUAUCAUUGGCGCUUUCUAUUGUUUUGUUAUGCUGCUAUCCUCUGCUUAAUGUACCUCUACCUGGUAAUAUACCUACAGUUGUAAAUGUGCCUUUUAGUGUAAAUGAUAAACAUUUAGCAAAUGUGGAAUGUGCGACCAAACCAUGUUUACAUCCAAAAAAUUUUGUACAUUUAGAAUAUUUACAUAAUGAAACUCAAAAACUUCCAUAUGUAUGGGUUAAAGAUAAGCCGCUUCUCUAUAUUCAUCAAAUUAUAAUGAGGAUAGGUGUAUCACCAUGGAACAAUAAUCUGAAAAUGUGGGAUGCGUUUCGUGCUCCCUUACAAGAAGUGUUCAGGUUGCUUGAGGCUGUGAGAAACCAUGAAAAUCCUGAAACAAAGGACACACUUUUGCAGCAUUGUUAUCAGAUAGAGGCAAUCAAAAAGUCCAAUAGUAAAGCGAGUGUGGACCGAGUCCUUCCGGAAUAUAGUUGCCUUUUGUUGUCACCGGCAAACUUGUGGCAGCAGAACCUGCAGUCAUUCUCUCUUGAUGCAAAUAUUGUCAAUACAGUUCAUAAUUACCAGAAUAUUCUAAAAGGCAAGGCUUCUAUCUCAGAAAUGGCAUUCGGUAUGCAUCUCCGAGACACUGGCAUAAAGCGAUACCCGCUGAGGGCUCGGCCACGCGUUCUACAGUAUGCCGUUACAAUAUUUUAUGAAAGUGCAGAUCAAAGAUUCAUUAAUACUCUUACGAAGAAGUUGAAAGACAUGUAUCCGUUGUAUCAAGAAACACCGUACACACACGCGCAAGAAGCCACUCUGAUUUAUUAUCCAGGACAGUUUAACUACCACGAAUUAGUCCCGUUACUCAUAUCACUUGUUGGGAUAUUUUUGUACGUUUAUUUUUCUGUAAGAAAAAUCGAGUUCAUCAAAUCAAAAUUGGGCUUAGCGGCGUGUUCCGUAGUCACUAUUGCGGGCAGUUUAUCAAUGUCUAUGGGAAUAUGCUUCUAUUUCGGAUUCUCUCUGAGCCUACAAGGUAAAGAGAUUUUCCCCUAUCUAGUCAUAAUCGUCGGCCUCGAGAAUAUUUUGGUACUGACAAAAAGUGUGACGUCAACAGACUCAAGAUUAGAUGUUAAAAUUCGUUUAGCUCAAGGUCUCAGCAAGGAGGGAUGGUCGAUCACAAAAAACUUACUCACAGAAAUAACAAUUUUAACAGUGAGCUUAUUCACGUUCGUGCCUUUCAUUCAAGAAUUUUCAAUUUACAUGAUCGUCAGUCUCAUCUCGGAUUAUUUAGUGCAAAUGAUGUUUUUCGCUCCUAUACUCGGUAUAGACGUGAGUCGAAUGGAAUAUUUGCCCGAGCAGAACAAUAAGUUACAUUUAAAAGAAUAUUUCAGUUCGAGCUACGCUUUGAACUGGCGAUACAGUAAUGGAUACGACGAUCAUAGUUUAUCUCCUCAAAGAAUGACAAAGUCGAAGUCGCAUCCAAGAUUAAAUGGAUUGGCGCAAAAUAGUCCUACAGAUGUUGUUGCGAAAAGGAAUUCUAGUCCCGGAACGCCGGACAACCGCGUUCCAAAAAGGAUUCGUUUAGUCAAUAUGUGGGCAAGAACGAGAUUUUUCCAGAGAGCCUUCAUGGUAUGGAUGCUCGUGUGGAUAUCAAUGAUUGUUUACAAUUCUGGAAUCGUAGAGUACUUCAUAACAAAUGUUGAUAAAGAUACAUCUACAGAGAGAAACAAAAGCGCCGAUAAUGUAACACCUAGAACGAAUCUGUACAUGAAUUAUAACAAUAGUGGUCGGCAUCCAUUGGUAUUCUCGCCUCUGCUGGAUGUCAUCGAGGGUGAGAAGAGUGUAGUCGAUGAAAAUGAUACUAUAUAUCUGAAACAUUCCUCACAUUCCCGGCCCUGGUCUAGGCUCACCCCCUAUCACUGGUCGGCAAUACUGUCUCAAUACAACGAGACACUAGCCGGUAAAUACGUGGUGGUACUACCACCGUUACUUGUGAGUCACCGGGUGAGCCCAGAAGUGGCGGCGGGUGUGAGACACCCGGACGAGCGGGACCCGCCACCGUUACGAUGGCAAGCGUUGGCUGCUGCUUUAGACCCUAUCGAUAUUUUACCUGAAUUUGACUUGAUCGAGGGCAAAGGGCAACAACAAUGGGGUAAAGGAUCCGAGAUACCAAUCUAUCCGACAACACCUAUGGAAAUUCUGUUAUUGACGAUACUGUGCUCAAUUAGUAUAGCUGUUAUUGCAUAUAUGAUGGUUGUUCUUUACAGGUGUAUCUGCUCCCGCCACUACGCAGAAUGGCGCGCCUCUUGGAGUGAAGACGACGAAUACAGAAAAAUAAUUGCGAAACAACCUGCCGUACAAUUGGUCAUGGAAGCGGUGCCCUUAGUAGUAGCGGGCCAUAGUCAAGAGGUGGAAUGUCUAGUCACAGAUGGGGAAAAAAUUGUGAGCUCGUGCCUACAGGGCAAUAUUAAAGUGUGGGACUCGCUCAAUGGUGAAAUUAUAACCAAUAUUGAUCGUAGUGCCUAUUUCAAAUUAGAAAUGGAAAUGUACGAUAAAGCAAAUAACAAGAAGAUUGUGGAAAAUACUGAAUUCCAUCCUGUAAUACAAGAAUCACAUGAUAUAGACAUUAUACAAAGGCCUGAGGUACGAUUACGAAAAGGUGUUUUGAAUAAUCACCUAAGUCGCUUACAAUUUCAAUCAAAUAAACGAAAUCCAUCGCUGUGUCUGUCAGUCGCUGAAAAUACCAAAUAUAAUUUUGCUAAGACAUAUAGAGAUCUGUACUUUUCGGACGAGCACGACAUGUACGAGACAAAAGAAAAUCUGGACAUUAAUAAAUGUAGUGCUAAUAGGGAGUUCUGCGGUAAUAACAUUAAAGAUAAAGUGGUCGACGAAAGUACUUAUGUGAAUAGUGAUAAAGUGUUAAGAAAUACCCAUGAGUUAAGGAAAAGUGAUAGUGAAGAUGCUGUGACCAAUUUGAAUUGGAGGUCGAAACCUAUGAAGGAGUCGCCGGUGUGGUGUAUGGACUAUUGCAAUGAUCUUAUCAUAUUGGGCUGUGCGGACGGCAGGUUGGAGUUUUGGGAUGCGACUUCUGGUAAAUUAAAGUGUGUAUGGUGGUGUAUGGAGAAGCGUCCCAGUGGAACGGGGGUGACUCAUGUCAAAGUAUUGGGUGGUGGUCGACGGAUAUGCGUCGCCUUGUUAACGGGUCAUGUGACGCUGUUCAGGUUGGAUGCGUACAAUGCGACGUCAGGCGCGCACGUUGAUUGGCGGUUUAGUACUGCGCAUCGGAGGACACACAAGAGGACGGGGUCAGCGGAUUCAUUAAAAUAUGGGAUGGAAGAUCAAAUGGCGCGGGGCCGGAUGAGCUUUUCAUAUGAAGCAGAAAAUAGUGACGGUGAAGAAGUUGUAUGCGUUCGCGUCGCACACUGCAGGCCGCAUCAGCAACCAAUCAAUGAACUACAAUCUGAAGGAGGUCGUAUACUCACCGGAGGGCAAGACCAUGUGCUUAAAGUAUUUUCAAGUCCGGAUCUAACGCAGCUAUUCACGCUGCACGGCCACUGCGGGCCCAUAACAAGUUGUUUCAUAGAUCACGCGAAUCCCACUAUAGCGGGCAGUGGGUCACAAGAUGGGCUGCUGUGUGUAUGGGAUUUACAUACGGGUGCGUGUCUAUACAGUAUGCAAGCGCACGACGGCGCGGUGACGUCACUCACGUACACGGCCUCGUACGUGGUGUCUGCGGGCGCGGACGAACGACUCUGCAUAUGGGAUAGAUUUCAGGGGCAUAUGCUCAAUUCUAUACAUAUUGGUUUAAACUACAUGAGUCGUAUGCUACCUUUGACUCACACUCUCUUAGUGAUGGGCGAUAGAAGUGGACUCACAGCCUACGAUUUAAGCAGUGGAGAUGUUAUCCGAAGGGUUUUAUUUGGUCAAAGUGACGGCUGUAUAUUCGUACGACAAAUACUCCCGCUAAAGGACGCCAUAGUCUGUGACUACGCGAACCAACUACGUAUCGUGCGAUUCCCGCUCGUUUCAAGGUUUGAUAUGAAAAAUGAAUAAAUUGUUGUUAAUUAAUUGAUAUGGCAAUAUAUUGAAUUCGAAUAUGGAAGAAAAUGCUACGAAUACGAAAUAAUUUCUGGAUUCGCUGAGCUCAAAUCUCCAUACAUAGUCCAUUAAUACUGAGUAUUAAUGAAUCAAUGAACUUUUAAUUAUUAUUUUAUAAACUGACUGUAAAAAUGUAUCAAGUAUCCUUUAUCAUCCAGUGUAUUAUUAAUGUUUUAUAGAAAUACGUAUACCUAACAAAUAGUGAGAUAUGUAACAUUGCUUUAUUUAAGUGUAAUUUUAUAAUUCUACUAAUGUCUUCAUACUUGAAUCUGUUUUCCAUUCGUUAUUUUCAAGUCCACCAAUACAUAUUUUCUCUAAAUUUCUUACAUGGCAAUACUGUGCCAUAAGUCACAACAUCUGAUCAUUCAGCUUUGUUUAUUUUAGUUAGCGUAAGGCAAUAAUUUUAUAGACAAGACUUCAAGUGACUUACCGUAUAUAUGCUAUAUUUAAUUGAAUCAGAUUUACAAUCAAUACCUACGUUACAUUUUUCGCUGUGAAACUUAUUGCAUAUUAUUUUUAUAUAGCUACUCGAAUAUUCUCAACACAAACAGAUAGUUAUUACUAUUUGAUCAACAUUUACAUAAAUUAAAUAUGCCUAAAUAAUAAACUAAUUUUACAGUAAACCUUUUUUCGUUACCAUUAUACGCACACGAUUCAUAUUUUAAAAUGUUUUUAAUUAUGAUUAAUUUUGUCCCAAAAAAGGUGUUAUUUUGUGAAUGUGAAAGAAAAUGUGCUAAGUGCCUAUGUAAUUUUACUUUCUAUCUAAUAUCUGUUUAUAAUCUAUUUGUUAUUUUGUAAACUUCCUUCUUCCAAUUUCCGAAUUUAUUUAAUUCUUUACAAAUACGAGUCCUAUGUAUUAACUGGAAGUAAAACUUUCAGGAAUACUUUAUACUUAUGUUUUGAAUGUCGUCACACGACUGAAAUACUCCUUUUAAAUUGUAUGAAUGUAAAACUGGCCCUAUAAAAGUGUUUCGAAAAAAAAUGCAAUAAUUUAAUUUAAUGAUACUUACCAUAUCUGGCAUUAUUAUCGGUGAUGUAAUUUUAAGAUGAGUACAUAUUUCAAAUAUCCUAUACUUUUCCAUUUCCUAUUAUUUAAAGAAUAAUUACAUGUUAACUAUUUGUGAUGUUCUAUUUAUUUAUUUAACAAUGUCUUGUAAAUUAUAUGCUUCUACUAUUGCUUAAGUUUUAUUAAUUUGUAAGAAAAUUUGUAAUCGAAAUUAAGAUAUGUGCGUUUCAAUAUAGUGAGUAAGGUAAGUUAUUAAUUAUUAUUAAUGAUUUUGAUGUGUUUUACAUUUUUUUCCAUGAACUAUAAAAUUAUUGAAUAUUUUCCGAUCAUAGUAAGAUAGGGUAAU
This is a messenger RNA of Colias croceus (clouded yellow), 5727 nucleotides long. RefSeq names its product sterol regulatory element-binding protein cleavage-activating protein (gene SCAP). The transcript is spliced from 22 exons. The record is from RefSeq and is a predicted model, not a curated record. Gene Ontology annotation, molecular function: sterol binding; protein binding. Lineage: Eukaryota; Metazoa; Arthropoda; Insecta; Lepidoptera; Pieridae. Gene Ontology annotation, cellular component: Golgi membrane; endoplasmic reticulum membrane. Gene Ontology annotation, biological process: SREBP signaling pathway. The coding region runs from base 218 to 4330 and encodes 1370 amino acids.